AUGACACCAGGUUUGGUGUACGAUAUUGCGCCGAGUGAUUACGAAGCUUCUCUUUGCACAAUUGGGUACACAGAAACACAGAUGAAGCUCUUCGUCAAGGAUGGUAGAAAGGUUGAUUGCGAUUCCGUCAGGUUAUCUGGUCCAGGCGAUCUAAACUAUCCUUCAUUUUCUGUUGUCUUUGAAUCCGGAAGAACUCAAACGGUUAAGUAUAAGAGAGUGGUUACAAAUGUUGGAACUUCAGCAGAUGCAGUUUACAAAAUUAGAAUUAGAUCUCAAACACCGUAUGUUAAAAUUCGUGUUUCACCAGCUAAACUUGUGUUUAGUAAUGGUAUAACAAGUUUGCCUUAUGAAAUCACAUUCGAGUCAUCGGGACCAACAAAUCUAAAAAAGGCAUUCGGGUCAAUUGAAUGGUAUGAUGGAGUACAUGUUGUAAGCAGUCCCAUUGCUUUUGUCUGGGGUACUGCUACUACUUCUACAAGCUUGGUUUCUUUUGUUUAG
Messenger RNA from Papaver somniferum (opium poppy), 498 nucleotides. RefSeq names its product subtilisin-like protease SBT1.4. NCBI's taxonomy places the organism in Eukaryota, Viridiplantae, Streptophyta, Magnoliopsida, Ranunculales, Papaveraceae. The transcript has a single exon. The record is from RefSeq and is a predicted model, not a curated record. The coding region runs from base 1 to 498 and encodes 165 amino acids.